GAGGAGAGGGAGACGCUGGAAAAAAGUUUUUGAUCUUUUUCUUUUUUCUCCCUCCAUCGCCUCCCCCUGUUCUAACCGAGUAACAUGGACCAGGGGCCCAAGAGUCCUGCGCUGCGGCUGGGAAGAGCAGGACAUGGUGGCGUGAACCAGCUUGGAGGUGUGUUUGUAAAUGGCAGACCCCUCCCAGAUGUAGUUCGCCAGCGAAUAGUAGAACUUGCCCAUCAGGGGGUUCGGCCGUGCGACAUCUCACGCCAGCUACGAGUCAGCCAUGGAUGUGUCAGCAAGAUACUGGGCAGGUACUAUGAAACGGGCAGUAUCCGUCCUGGGGUAAUUGGGGGAUCCAAACCAAAGGUUGCUACACCAAAAGUGGUCGACAAAAUCGCCGAUUACAAACGCCAAAACCCCACCAUGUUUGCCUGGGAGAUCCGGGACAGGCUCCUAGCAGAGAGAGUUUGUGACAACGACAGUGUUCCCAGCGUCAGCUCUAUUAACAGGAUCAUCCGGACUAAGGUUCAGCAGCAGCCUGGUCAAACGGGCUCAGUGUCGGCUCACAACCUAGCAACGUCCGUGCCAGCCACACAGGUCUCAGCAGUGACCAGCGACUCGGCCGGCUCCUCGUACUCCAUCAGCGGCAUUCUGGGUAUCAGCUCAGCUGCUGAUGUAGGCAAGAGGAAGAGGGAUGAAGGUUUGCAGGAGUCACCGCUGGCCAAUGGACACGGCCACAGUGGGCGGGACUUCCUCAGGAAGCAGAUGAGAGGGGAGCUAUUCUCGCCACAGCAGAUCGAGGUAUUGGACCGCCUCUUUGACAGACAGCCAUCCUGUCCAAUCCAGUCCAGCUCUGACCUCUAUGUGAGCCCUGAUUCUGGCAAGACAUCAGAUUAUUCAGCCAUGGCUUCAUUAGCAGGAGGACUGGAUGAGAUGAAGAACAGUUUGGCCAAUCCGGGCACAGGGGCAGAGUUAGGAGCCAGCGUCUCUGGUCCACAGUCCUACUCACUAGUUCCAGGUCGAGAUCUAGCCAGCACCACUCUGCCAGGCUACCCUCCUCAUGUCCCUCCUACUGGACAGGGCAGCUACUCCACCCCCUCCCUCACUGGAAUGGUACCUGGGGGAGAUUUUUCUGGAAGUCCAUAUUCCCAUCCGCAGUAUUCAACGUACAAUGAAUCAUGGAGAUUUCCUAACCCCAGCCUAUUAGUGUUUCAGCAGGAUUAUGGGUCUCUCCUGGGGACGGAAAUCGGCUGCUCCUCCAGUCUCUUCACCAGCCAGGCAGGACAGAUGCAAGGAUCGCCAUAUUAUUACAGUGCAACAUCACGAGGGGCAGGCCCUGCUGCCACCGCUACAGCCUCCACCUACGACCGCCACUGACACCCUUAUGUAGACACAGGAAGUCGCAGGGUGAGGAGGAGAAGGAGAUGAGGGAGGGAUGGAUAGCAUCGGAACCGCUCAGUACAAACUCGCCUACGCUUGGACUGCAAAGAGAAGAAUUCAAAUCUCUGACAUCGGUGAAGUUUGCAUUUUCUUUGAGUGACACUUAAACCAACGAAUACACUCCUGAGCUGCAGCACAAUACUGUUUGGGUAUACAAUACUGUGAGGACACAGGUAUGGCAAGGUCAAUAACUGAUUAUGUAAACAAGUAGAUUUUGGACAUUUGGACCCUCCCACACUAUCAAGCCUUCGUAUCCCUAUCUAGUUUUUAACCAGUCAUAAACCAAAAGUCAGCGGACUGUGUGUAGUAUUAAAACUAUCUGUAUUGUUACCUUCUGGGUUUUCCAGUUGGGAAUAUUUUUGAUGAAAUUAUUUAAGCUGAUCAGAGAAAAAUCAACUUUUUCAAACAGUAGGCUAUUUUUAUGACCGCACAUUAAUCAAUCAAUUUUCUAUGCCAUGCUACAGUGAAGUAAAGACAAUCCAAUCAUCCUAACUUUGACUGACCAAAAUCACCCAUAUCGUUACCAUUCUAUUCAUUCUGCCACAGAUUCAACACAUUUUCCUCUGGAACCCUCAGAAAUGUUCAUCAAAUGAGAUAACAUUAUUUCAAAGGGAGCGUUCAGGGUCACGCAUGUUCGCUGUGCCCUAUCCCGUUUGUUACUGUUAUAGUGGUCAAAAUUUCCAGUUCUGCAGAGUACACAUGCUCUGAAUUUCUAGUCAUUUUUAAAGCAGCAGAUUGCUUACGACAAACACAACUAUCACACAGCUGUCAACUAUCCAAUCCUUUUGUGUUACCAAUGCACUAUGCAGUAUGUAAGCUAGUGAGCAUUUGCAUCUCACCUCAUUUCUUCAUUCUUUACUUUUAGGAUUGGAAAAAGUUUAGAAGAUAAGACUCCUUAAAUGCUGUGUGUGAUUUCUACUGCUGCACCAUGCACACAGGUUCAGCAUGUAGAAAAAUCCAAAACUUGGCACGCCUAAAGAUAGUUAAUAAACCAUGACUGGAUGUUUGCUGUUCAGGGGUGGGGUUUUAGUAGUUGAAGUCAAGCAAGAAAACUGUGUCCUCACAUAGUGGAUGUAUUAAGAGGAGCUGGAUACUGGAUGUCAACGCCUACAGAUAAAUUCAUAACAGAACGAUUACGGGCCAACCUAUCAGAGGUAGAAACAUUAGUAGUCCUACAGAUGACUCUUUUGUAUUUUUCAGGAAAUUUUUGGCUGCAAUACUGAAUUUAACCAAUAGAAAAAUUGGAAGGACUGCUGAAUGACAUCGCUGCAUCCAAAAGCCUCAUUUAUAACAUGAAGUUACAUUUGUAAAAUCUUAAUUUAUAAGUCUGAACUGUCCAUGAUUUUCCUGCUAAUCAGAAUCAGAUUCACUGACAAAUUUGGAUUCUCUUUUAUUUUCUCUUAAUCUACUUAAGAGAGCUUGUCCUCAAAAAAGUUUUCUUUUCUGUUUUGGUCCUCGGUUAUUUCUGUUUAAACCCACAAUUCUGCCGAAAUUACAGGUGCCGUCAAUUUAGGUUGGUUUGAGAUUUAGAAACAAUGGUCGUCACAUAAUUAAACAAAAGUAAUUAACCAAUCUUUGAACAUAAUAAAAAUGUAUAAAUGAGGCCCCAGCUCUUUUAAUACAUCCAUUCACACUUGCAUUUGAGUUGGUUUGAAAGCCAGUGACCAAGACAUAGAGAGACCUUUCAGGAAAGCACAGCCUAAAAUCUGAGCCCACUACUGUAAAACAAACAGUACUCAUCUUCACAUCGGACCAAAAUCAGUUCCAUCAGGUUGUGUUACAGUACAGGACGGUGGUAUCCUACCUCCCCAGACAAGAUUUAGUCCUGAUCAAGAGCUAUUUAUAAUGGAGGAGACACAGAGUAAUAUAUUAAGAAGCUUUUCUGUGCUGCACUCCGUGAUGAGAGUGAAUGCCUGUAAUGAUUUAUAAUAGUGUCACGCUGUUGUGCUAGAAUAGUGACGAUGACGACGGCGAUGAUGCAGUGAAAUAUGAAUUCUGAAAAAACUUUCAAUAUAAGAAGUCUUUGUUUAUAAGUGUGAUCAGAUUGCGAUUUUCCUGUUUAUAGUUUGUUGCCUGGUAUCAGUUGACAAAGGUGCCACUUAAUAAGUUUUUUGUGUUUUUAUUUUGCUUCCUAAGUGUCCAAACGAAGGUUGGUGCUAGACUGGAUCAGACCCAAUGUGAGGAGUAUCCCUCCUGUUGCUGAUCCAGUCGAGCAUCAGCCAAAGACCAACAGGAAGCAGUGGCACCCUCUCUUUCUAUCUCUGUCUUUAAACUCCCCAAAGAUGUGCCCCCCUAGUGGAUCGGCUGACUUCUUACAAAAGCACAAAGAGACUCAAUCAUCUUCUUAAGGUGACAUUCUACUUUUUCAGCUUCCUUUCAGAACCAUUAAGUACUUCUUCUGCUUUUCCCCGUUUUGAGUAUGUGUCAAAACAUGUGCUUGUUUAAAAUCCUGAAAUUGUUUCUAUAAAAGUACUGCUUUCGUGAAAAAAAAGUAAAUCUGAUUAUUAUUAUUUUUUCGUUUGUUUGUCUGCCACAUCAGUUCUGCGCUGCGACAAUGCAUGACACCAGGGUUGAGGCCUUACCCAUCUCGUACAGACAGACAAGGACAGAUUCGCCCCUCAGCACAGAUCUGAAAUCAGUGUGUUUUCCCUUCCCAAAUGUCUCUGAGGGGCCGAUAUAUUGAUCUUGUGAGAGGGCAAUAUCUUCCUUAGCCUGUACCUUUUUCAGUUUCAAUUCUGUCCUCACCAGACUUGUACAGUAAUCAGCGAAAGAGAAGUCACAAUGUCAAUAGCGAUUUCAGUUAUUCACACUGAAGUUAGAUUUUAGUGUCGAAGCUUUCUUCUAUUAUAAAAAGACUUAAGGUGUGCGGUGUUGUUUUUGGCCAUCAUCUGCGAGUACUUGGAUUACUUUUUUGUUUUGGGUAUGUGUGGCUGAGUGUAGCACUUCAUUGCUACUGUGUAGAGUCUACUAACAAACAGAUUGAAGGCACCAAAUCUGCAGUGUGAGGCAUAAUAUAUAGCUCUAUAAACAUACAAUAACUAUAAACCCUGAACAAAGCUGUUAGUUUCUCAAUAUUUGUUGUUUCUGGGAUUUUUUGAAAUAGUAAUAGAGUGGAUCCUUUCACAUUUGUAGACCUUAAAAGUUGUGAAUACACAACUCUAAAGAAAGAUUCUUAUGACGGCUCACCUGCUGUGUUGCCAGCGUGCGCCUCAGCGGGAGCCUUUCCUUAUUUCUGUCUUUUUCUCUUGAUCCUUCUGAGGCAUUAUUGAACCUGAACCACACCAGCUGAAAACAAGGACAGUGCCUUUAGUUUUAUAUGUCAACAUCCCCCUGACCUACUAUGAGUCACUAAAACUAGAUUCAGUUUCCCUCCCUGCAACACAUUUAACAGAAGUCUUAUUAUUUACCCAGGCAAACACAGGGUUUGAAGAUUUUUCAAAGCCUUUUACAAAUAAAUAAAGGUGAUUAAAGUACCAAUAACUCACAGUGAUUCUUACAAUGGAACAACAGUGUCAUCGAAGCUCUGACAGCUGAUCUAACAGCACCCACAUUAGUCAAUAAAUCUCCCCGAAUGUGGAUUUUUCAGUCAUAAAACCCGGAGGAAAAAAAGAUGUUGUUAAGCAGCUACAGCAAUGAAAAGCAGAAAAUAGUCCUGGUUGUAUUAAAGUCAGUGAUUGAUUCCUCACUCAUCAGCUGUAGUGACAGUGCCAGGGCCAUACGAUUUCUAUCCAAGCGACUCAGCUGAGACUAAACCUCUGGUGACACCAAGACAUGUCUUUUUUCGUUGGGUUGAUUUUUGUGUGGCAGUACAGUAGGUCAUCUCAUGGAAGAUUGUUUCCACCGCUGAAUUUAUUUUAUUUAUAUUUUCCCCAUCUGUAGCUCUAAAUUCUAUGAUAUUAUUUCAAAAUUCUUAGUUAUCUUUAGAUAACAAUCCCAAAUUUUGACAUAGCACAACAAAAUACACGAAUUAAUUAAAUUAAAAAUUCACUGUUUGAAAAAAAAACAAAAUUUUUUUGGCUGGUUUUGUUUUUGAACACUCACAUUUAUCAUAUGGAUUUGCAGGGAUGACCACCACGUAGAAAGACUCCAUAAGGUUUUGGGGUUUUUUUUUUUUUCAUUUUUGAUAAAGCUCCUAAGAUGAUCACGUUUUCAGUGGGUGGUAGUGUCUGUGUGGGAACAUUGACCAUAAAGAAAUGGGUCAGCAAAGUCACAGGACACAACUCCAGUUCUACGAGUAUAUGCAGAACCUGCUAAUGGGCUAAAAACCUGCUUACAGAGCCAAUCACCCAGGCCUAGACAAGUUAGUGACAUCCUGGCAACCACCCGUCGCUAGGGAAAAUGAGUAUCACCCCCAAUGAGUUGUGAGUGGUUGCAAAAGGUUGCUGAGAAAUCAGCUGCUGAAGCCUCAGUCACAUAGGUCUGGAGACUGGUGACACUGGUAACCACUGGUAACUACGAAAAAAUUGUGUUCCCUGACCAGUUUGCAAGUGGUUGCAGGAGGAUGCUUGCUAUCAAAAGGUGAAGGCUCUCCAUUGCUCCAUGCUCUCCAUUUCCGUUUUGGAUCACACUUACUACUGGUUUCACUACUGGUUGAUGAGUGUUUGCAGCAAGACGGCAUCUUCCAUGAAAACAACGGCAACCGUUAAACUGCUAUUAACCAAACCAAUCUCAAGGAGGUUUUUUUGGUUGCAGCGGGACAGUGAGAUAUUUUUUCCAACUUUAGGAUCAUUAAAAGAUAUCCGAACAUCAACCAAGUGCAUAAUAUUUGCAUAUUUCUGAAAUGGGUGACUGAAAAGCUCAAAUUCUGGGAGAUAUCCAUAACAUAGAUCA
Messenger RNA from Neolamprologus brichardi, 6255 nucleotides. RefSeq names its product paired box 5 (gene pax5). Lineage: Eukaryota; Metazoa; Chordata; Actinopteri; Cichliformes; Cichlidae. Gene Ontology annotation, biological process: regulation of transcription by RNA polymerase II; anatomical structure development. The record is from RefSeq and is a predicted model, not a curated record. Gene Ontology annotation, molecular function: DNA-binding transcription factor activity, RNA polymerase II-specific; RNA polymerase II cis-regulatory region sequence-specific DNA binding.